GAACAUUUCUCAAGCAGCUACUUAUAGUAUGUGCAAAAUAAUGUUUCCCAGAAUAAGAUAAAAUCCACACCAGCCUUACAUUUCAACUACAAUCAUGGAAAAGUUUGUUUGCGAGAGGAACAGAAGUAAGACGUUAAUUUUUUGGCGACACCACUUUCCUCUUUCCUCUUCUGCGUUCUCUCCCUCUCUGGCUCUUCACACAUCUGGAAGGUAAUCCGGCUGACCGUGUCUCUCCAGUGCUGCUGAGCUUAUGAUGUGUUUGGGGUGUUUUAGGAAGAUUUCAUACGCUGGACUUUGGCUUUAACUCUGUUGGAUAUUUUCAGAAGAAGCGGAGGUCACAACAAGUUUCUGACUGGAUCGGUAAGCACAGAUCUCGUUGUGCCCGAGUGAAAGCAUUGUGGCCCGGAAGCCAUGGGUCAGCGGUGUAGCCUACUGGAGCUGCUGUGUUUGGUUCUGUUGGGCUGGACUCUGGUUCGAGGUCAGGUGGAAACAGACCUUGAUGAGGAGGACCCACCCGGAACAGUGAAAAAUGUGGAGCUACAGAUAUCUUGUCCGGAGAAAUGCAGCUGCAGCGGGGAUGGAGCGGUGGACUGUAAUGGAGUUAGUCUCACUGAAUUCCCACAGGAUUUAUCCGAACAGACCCGUCAGCUGUCCCUGCAGAAUAACCAAAUCACUGAGGUCACGCUGGAGCAUCUGUCGGGUCUUCAGCAGCUGGAGACCCUAAAUCUACAGAACAACCGGCUCACGACACAAGGCCUUGAUGAUGAAGGGUUUCAUAUUCUGGAAAGGCUGAGUUAUUUAUACUUGGCAAAUAAUAAGCUCACAGCAGCCCCCAAACAGCUCCCUCCCUCUUUGGUCAGCGCUGAUUUCGCUGCUAACCAGCUCACUAAAAUCUACCCCAACACCUUCGGCCAGAAGCCUGCCCUGAAGUCAGUGUAUCUCCAUAACAACAAGCUUACAGAUGCCGGCCUGCCAGAGAACAUGUUUAAUGGAUCAGAGAACCUUGAGAUCCUCAUUAUGUCCAGUAAUUUCCUCCGUUAUGUCCCUAAGGGUCUGCCCACCGCCCUCUACCGCCUACAUCUGAAGAACAACAAGUUGGAGAAGAUUCCCUCAGGUGUGUUCAAUAGUUUGUUCCAUCUUCGGGAACUUUACCUGCAAAACAACUUCCUGUGUAAUGACGGCAUGGAUAACGACACCUUCAGUCACUUGAACAGUCUGGAAUAUCUGGAUUUGUCCAAUAACAACCUGAGCAGUGUCCCUCUCGGGCUUCCUCGAAAUCUCAUCCUGCUUCACUUGGAGAAGAACUCCAUCCAGAGCAUCACAGUCAAUGCAUUGACUCCCAUCCGAAAUUUGGAGUACUUGCUCCUCCAUAACAACCACCUCCACUCUGGCUCCAUCCAUCCGGCCGCCUUCCAGGGUCUCAAACGUCUCCACACCGUCCACAUGUACAACAACCUUCUGGAGCGUGUUCCCCGCGGACUUCCUCGCCGCGCGAAGACCCUCAUGCUGCUCCACAACCUCAUCAGCGAGAUCGGACGCAACGAUCUGAACACGCUCUACACCCUGACGGAGCUCAACCUCAGCUACAACCGCCUCACCAGCGCCAAGCUCCACAGAGAGGCCUUCAGGAAGCUCCGCAUCCUGGAGACCCUGGAUCUGUCGGGAAAUAAGCUGCAGACGCUGCCGUUGGGUCUUCCCAAGAGCCUCCAGGUUUUGAAGGUGAAGGACAAUCAGAUGGAUGAAGUACCGGAAGGAGCUUUGAUGGGAAUGAGUUCACUGAGGGAGCUUUACCUGACCAACAAUCAACUGAAGCUGAACUCCAUCUACCAGGGAGCUUGGCAGGAGCUCAGCGCGCUCACGACGCUGGAUCUUUCUGGUAACAUGUUGUCACACAUUCCCUCUGACCUGCCCGAGUCUCUUGAGUUCCUUCACCUGCAGAACAACAGAAUCAGCUCUGUUUCAGCCACAGCCUUCCUCAACACACCCAACAUCAAAAGCAUCUUCCUCAGAUUUAAUCGUCUCUCAGUUCAUUCUGUGUCCGAAGAGUCUUUUUCUCACCUGUCCAGGCUUCAGGUGUUGGACAUUGGCCACGGUAACAUCUCUCCCAACCGAGGCCAAGCAGGAGAGCAGGUAGAGGAGGUAGAGGAGGAGUUAUCGCACGAAGAAGAGGAGGAGAAACAUUCAUGAGUCACAGAUGAAAAAACAGUCCUCCACUCAAAAAUUUAAUGAAAAUGACAACCAGUUUGAAAUUAUAAAUGCAUUGUGGCUGCUGACAAAAUGUGAUUGUUUCCAGAUGCAUUGACUAAUUACAUCGGAUUGCUUUAAAAUGACAUGUUAGACAUGAGAAUGGAAAAUACUAAUUGUGCUACUACUAAUUUCUGUCUUUUUUCAUGUAAAAAAUGGCUUUAUUACUGCAACAGUAAGAAAACAAAAGUCAUAUACUUUAAUAUCUGGUGCCGGAUGCCGGAAAAUUUUAUUGGUUGUCUUUAAUUUUUUUGUUUUUUGUGGUGCUCUUUCACGUUUUGCUCACAGCUCAUUGUGUUUACAUGCAUAAUACUGUUUUGUACUAUGAAAUUAUAAUUUCUUUCUC
Molecule: messenger RNA, 2590 nt
Organism: Cyprinus carpio (common carp)
Lineage: Eukaryota; Metazoa; Chordata; Actinopteri; Cypriniformes; Cyprinidae
Product: podocan-like
Molecular function (GO): protein binding
Source: RefSeq, a predicted model, not a curated record